AGCUGACCUGAGCAACUAUGUCCAUGAUGUAGCGGCAUGCUACAAAAACACCCUCUGCUGGGUGAAGGAACAGUGGAUGACUCGUGUCUUCCCAGCGAAUGUCAAUUCCUCACAGUCAUGGACACUUUGUCUUCGUUCCCUUCUGACUAACAACAAACCGUUUCUGCAUGGAGUCAGCCCGGAUUUGGGGCCCUCCCACAUCUCCCUGCCUCCGUUCCAUUCCUUUUUUGCUCCCAGGACGUUUAUUUUUUUUAAAUGAAAACCUCUCAGGACAUGCUCCUACACAUUGUGUGAUGGCGGCGAAUUUGGUUUGGUGGUGUUUUUCUUUCUGAAAUAAUUUGAUGCUAUACCCAACCCUUCAACCGAGACACAAUAUCCCUUAAUUCAGCAUGAGGACUGACUUAUUGCUUCUUUAUUUAAUAGAAAGAACCAAUAUAGCACAUUAGUAAGUCUGUAAUUGGCCUAUGCAGGUGAGGUGCCGUUCAAGGUAAGUUUGAGGGAUUCAUCCGUAGGUAUGAUAGGCUAGUUGAAGAAUGAGCGCACAUAGCAAAAUAUUUGUGUGAAAGCGCCAUAUUGCACAAUAUGACUUGCAGGAAACAGGUUUUUCUCACUCUGGGCGUGGGAGACUAUAACAAAGCUGUCAGUUAGCUUUCAGUUGAAAACUUUUUUAAGUGUAUGAAGCAGGAUUUUAGUAAGGUAUGGCUCCAUUGUUCUAUAAUGAGUUGGACAAUACCGACUGCAACUGUUUGGUCAUUUUUGCUGAAAGAAAAUAUUUAUUGUAAUUGAAUGCUUAGUAAGACUAUUAUAUUACUAGAUCUGAAAAUAUAUUUUAAUUGAAUAUGUUUUAAAUAAAUGUGCACUAAUUAUUUGCAUAUUGCAUUCAUAAUCUUAAUUUGUCAUUGACCGAUUUAUAUUUUAUGUUUGACCAAUCCUAUAUUUUACGCUUUACAGUAAGAUUCAUAAUUCAUAAAUCAUAAUCCUUGGCCUUCAAAUAUUCUGAACAAUGUCUAUUAAUUUAACUUAUGGGUUUCUGAAUGCCUAAAUCGUUGUUGUUUGUUUUUAUGCCUAUGCUAUGCUACCUGAUAUUUUUGUUUGAAGAUGGUAUGUGACAGCCGGGCACUAGGACCGAGCGGUGAACCGGCACUCCGCUUUACAACCGCGGGGGGAGGUAUCUGUGAAGAAUUUGGACAAAGUUCCUGUCUAUGCGUUUCCUUGCGGUAUAUUGGAAAUUGUAGUGAUCCGUUUAACUUUAACUCGAAAGUAAAAGUUAAAUUAAGUGGAGUAAUUUGUCGUUGUGAGUUUCGUUGUAUUGUCUGUGUGUGAUCUUUCUGAAAACACCUGCGUGAUUCAGGUGAGCCCAUCGAUGAAGAGGGAAGUCCUUUUUGGGCGUUAGAAAGUCUUCUCCCUGCAGGGAUGUGUUCCAGUCGGGGUCUGUGCGGGGCCAGGGACCGCCCCCGCUCGUCCAGGUCCGGGAGCAGCGGCUCGGGCGGUCAUUAUGCGCUGUGUGCCCUGGGGGUCGGCCUCAUAGCCCUGGGCAUUGUGAUGAUUGUGUGGACGGUGAUCCCCAAGGACGCGGAGGCGUCAGGCGGCAACGCGUCGGGCAACUCCAGCAGGCCGCUGACGACCGGCGAAGAGGAGGAGGCCGAGGACGCCGAUUCGGACAACACAAAGACCUCGUCGGUGGCCUUUGUGCUGGUGGGGGCGGGGCUGAUCAUGCUGCUGCUGUCCAUUUGUCUGGGGCUGAGGAGCAAGAGUCAGCCGGCGGAGAGCACCGGCCAGCGAGCGGCGGCGGCGGUCGGGGGAGCAGCCUAUCAGGGCGCAGCGUCGGGAGAGCAGCCGGAAGAGCAAGCGGUGGCCUACGACGUGCCCUCCUACGACGAGGUGGUGGGCAGCGACACCUACCCCGUACGCAACAGCAACCUGCGCAACAGCAUGGCCCGCCUGCCCUCCUACGAGGACAUCCUCGCCGCCGUGGAGAACGAGGGCGGGGCGGAGCCCGACGGCCACGCCCCGUCGGAGGGUCCCGCCUCGCCGGACGCGGGGGCCGGCGGCGCCGUCGCGGGGGCCGGCGGCGCCGUCGCGGGGGCCGGCGGCGCCGUCGCGGGGGCCGGCGGCGCCGUCGCGGGGGCCGUCGCGCCCCCCGAGGCCUCCGACCCCACCAAGGACUCCGGCCCGGCAGCGAGCGCCAACCCCCCGGCCCGCAGCAGCAGCCGGGCCAGCCGCAUCCUGGCGCCGCUCAGGGUGCGCCGCAUCAAGUCGGACAAGCUGCACCUGAAGGCGUUCCGCCUGCACAUCCGCAGCCCCACGCACAACGCCGUGACCAUCGAGCCCAUCACGCCGCCCCCGCAGUACGACGACAAGCCGCCCGACCUGGGGUAGAGCCGCCGCCACUCUUGAAGAGCUGUCCGGUUUUCCGGUUUUUAUUAUUGUUCUGGUGGCUGUGACCUAACGCCGGGCGGCUGGUGGGCUGACCGGCUGGCUCCGUCAUGGAGUCUUGGUAGGUACCUACCAAGCAGCCAGGAGUUCAAGCCCUCACGGUGAAACACGAGGAGGGUUUUCAGCUUGAUCUGGUCGUGGUUUUGUGUGUUGUAAACAUUGGUGUGAGUGUGUUUGUGAUGGAGCUUCUCGAUCUGAUGGUGUUGUUCGGUGUGAAAGGACAAUUGGCUUAUUAUUUAUAUUUGUCUUGGGGUUAAAUGCAUUUCGUACAAUAUUGUAUAACGUGUUUGCUUGAGAUUAAAAGCUUUAAUUGUAAUUUACAAUAAGGAAUAUGAAUGUGGAUGAUUAUUUUUGCUGUGUAGUGUGUAAUUGUGGACCGUUUUCUAAAUGGGGAUAACAAAAGCCUUAUGUUUUGUUCAACCUCCUCCCGUUAUCUUUGUUUUAAUUGCAUAAAUGGAUAAUAACACUAUGGUUGGUGCAGGACUUAAAUUAUAGCUUUGUUUUUCUAUUAUCAUUGAGAUGUACAAUGUCAUUUGUUUUUUUGGAGCAAGAACCGCAAUUGACGUUUGAUAUGCCUGUUAUUAUUAUUAAGUAUUGUUAAUAAAUGGUUACUUGGCAUUUUAGUUUUUCAGUGACAUUAUUAGGGAUAGGGUGAUAUUAUCCCUUUUAUUGUUUACAGAACAUUUAUAAUACAAAAUAAUGUGCAGCAUUAGUUCCUUCAUUGUGGCCGUUCCUACAACACUUUUGUGAAGCGUUAUGCUUAUGGUAAGAUAAUUAACUGUUAUAUAUUUUUACUACACAUUUGAGCAGCAUAGAUUUUCUUUAUUCGUUUUGGCGCCCUCUAGUGGUAGCUGAGUGCGACGAGAUUUUUGUACAGUGUACAGUAGGAGCAAAAGGUUCCAAAUUAAACUAAAUUUGAUAUAUAUAUAAUCUAGUAUGUAUAAAAUGUGCCGUUACAGCUCGGAAAAUAAUGUAAUCAAGCAUGUCUAUCAUGCUGUUUCUGUUUUGUGAUCAAUCAAGAACAUUUGUGUAUCGAAAAUAAAGUAUAGCGCUA
Molecule: messenger RNA, 3490 nt
Organism: Gadus macrocephalus (Pacific cod)
Lineage: Eukaryota; Metazoa; Chordata; Actinopteri; Gadiformes; Gadidae
Gene: tmem51b
Product: transmembrane protein 51b
Exons: 3
Coding region: 1414-2379 (321 amino acids)
Source: RefSeq, a predicted model, not a curated record